GAAAAGCGAGGCGUUGGCAGAGCAAUAGCGAAGAGUGGGAAUUUUGGUUAUUUUGGCCGACUGUGGGGGCGAGCCGCAGCUGAAGCUGGAGCUUUCGGAAGGAGGACUGGCCGAAAGAAAGGUGUCCGGAGAAAGGCGCGAGCUUUCGAGUUUGAAGGCAGCAAUUGCGUAGGAAACGAAAUUUUCAGGAAAGAUGGAGGCAAUCACAGCACUGGGGCGAGAGCAGUCGACGUGAUGAUUGGCACUGGCGUCGGAUUGACGAGAAAACGAGCAGCAGCGGCAGCAGCAGCCGAAAGCAGCUGUAGUGAUUAUGCCUUGCCUGCCUGAGCACAAUGAGCACGUCGGGAGCUCUUUUUGCUCUGGCCCGGAGCCCAUACGUGGGAGACUAGCCGAACUUGCAGAUGCGUCGCCUGAGAUAUAGAAGAGCCCUAACAUUUUUGGCCGGAUUUCGGAAUUUAGAUUAGAAUAGUGAGCGGAGACCGACGGAAUUUCUCAUUGUUUUGUUCGGGCGCGUGUUAUGAGACAAAAGUAGUUCCACAUGGAUCCCGGGCUUCUCAAGCUGCUGGAUGAUGACGAGGUUUGUGCUGAACCUCUCUUAUUUUUUUUCCAGACUGUUUUGCGAGCCCGGCCUGUGGAUUAGCAAUUCCUCGUCACCCCCUCGAGAUUAUUUGCGGUGCACGAUGGUGCACCAUCUUUCAGCAACUGCAGUUAGGUUUGGGAUGAGAGGUUUUUCAUCCGUCCAAUUCAGUAUGUGGUCUCGAGGAGAAAGUUCAUGAAAGCAACAUCGAUUGUGGGAAGGGGAUCCUUGUGUGGCGGAGUUUACGACUUCAACAAAAUUCGAGGCACAGUUUGUUCAUCUUCAUUAGACGCAUGGAUUAUAAUGCACCACCUGCAGCAGAUGUCGAUGCUUUUGCUGCUGUUUUGAAAGGCGACAUAGGUGGUGCCGCAGGAUCAUCGGCAGCAGCUGCAUAUGGCAUGCCACGUUCUGGCAAUGGAACGUCACAACCCUUACCACCUCAGUCUCCACCAGCGACUGCCGUCUCAGGUAAUACUGGAAGCAAACCAGUUCCAGUGGCCCCCACCGCAGCUACUCCUGGCCAGCAACCAACGGCUUUACAAUGGUCGCAGCUCACCCCACAACAGCAGCAGGAAAUUCAAAGGAGGACUAUGCAACAAAGAAUGCAUCAACAACAGCAGCAACAACAACAAAAACAACAGCAGCAGCAAAUGGAGCCUGGAGCCCCAUCAACCGUUGCUGGAAACAGAAAAGGAAAUAUUCGAGAAGGCAUAUCGUUUACGGCCCUGAUGCCUCUCCUACAACCCCAUCUUCCCCCUGAGCAGGGUCAACAACUUUCUGCUUUGUAUUUGCAGUUCAAGAGAAAUGAAAUUACACGUGAAGAUUUCAUUCGAGGUGCCAGAGUUAUUGCAGGGGACCAAGUUUUAGUUCAAACAAUACGGCAAAUGCAUAUGAAGCAGCAGCAGCAACAACAACUUCAGCAGCAACAGCAACAGCAGGCGUUGCUCCGCAGUCAACAUCAACAACAACAUCAACAACUAGCACAGACACCUUCAACACAACCGUCUCUGCAUCCACCGCCCCAACCUCAGGGACAAGCUCAGUCUCAGCCCCAAGUUCAAGUUCUUGCCCAACCACAGACACAUGCUCCAGCUCAAUCUCAAGGCCAAGGUCAACCACAAGGUCAAGGCCAAGCUCAGUCUUUAUCCCUCUCACUAUCUCAAACUCCUACUCAAGGACAGACCGUUCAACCUCAGGCUCAGGCUCAGGAGGAGCAAAUCUCACAAACAACGUCCUCCAACUCUUCUGUACCGCCUCCAUCUCCUCAAGAACUAUCCAAACAGCCACAGGAGCAGACAGGUACACCGAUACAGACGAUAUCAUCGCAGAUCAAGCAGCCAGUUGAUCAAAAUUUAGAGGCACCUGAAUCCAAUGGGGCUCAGCAGAGUGCGGCGCCUGGACUUCCUCGAGCAGUUUCUCCUCAACCUAUACAGGUGCCGCCAAACGCAGAUGUUCAGUCUUUGCCGCAGUCUCAGGCUUUCCAUCCGGUCCCUCAAGUACCGUCUAGUUUAGCUCAAGUGCAAGGAUCUACGGUCAAGCAAGGGGACCAGCAACAGGAGUCAGCAGGAAUUGGGCUCCCGACCAAUCUUAAGACUCCCUCUCCAAUUAACUUGCAGACUGUGAAACAGGAGGUAGAUAAAUUGAAUCUAGGUAGGCAGCAGCAAAUGGCUCCUAAUUUCUCGUCUCCACCGCAGCGUCCUUCUGCUCCGGGUUUACAUCAAAUGCCUGUCGUACCUGCAGCUGUUCAAAUUCCACAACCAUUCACGCCAAAAGCACCUCCACAACAACCUCCUCCUGGACAAGCUACAGGGCACUUACAAAUGCAGCAAACUCCAGCAGUUGCACAGGGACUAGCUGCAGGUACUGUCCCACAACCGCAUGCACAGCCACAACCACAACCUGCACCACAACCUACUCCACCAGAGAAACCAUUGACAAAGUACGCUAAACAAAAACUUAGAAAAGAGCAGAAGAAGCGAGAAGAAGAGGAGAGAGCGCGCAAGGCCGCUGAAGAAGAGAGACUGAGGAAGCAAAAUCAGUCGAACACUCUUCCAAAUGUUCACCAAGGAUUGGUACCACAACACCCAACACUUCCCGCAACACACUUACCUUCAGCUUCAGUCGACCUUAAUAAACAGGCUUAUGGUCAUCAUCCAGGGUCAUUAUCACAACAGGUCACUUCCCAGGUCGAUAAACAACAGGGUGGACCUUUAGCACAAGUGGGUCCGGUGAUCUCAGGACAGUCGGGUACGGCCGUCAAGCAAGAACUGUCUGACUUGCAAUCAGAUAGCUUGCAAAAGAGACAGGCUAUGCAACUUCCGAAAGGAUCAGUUUUGGGACAGACUCCUCAGAAGUCUGGGGAUUCUUCUCUCUUGUCUGCAGCGAAUGCUAGUCAUAUGCAGGUCCAAGGGUCUAAUGCAGAAGCUGGGCAAGUGCUCUCUCCUCAGGGAAGUGCCCCUGGCUCGUUUUCUAACUUGGUACAACCUGGUGGUGUUGGGUCACUACCUAACAGUGGGGUUAUGCUGAGUCAGGGUACUGUGGGGGUUGCAAAUCUUCAUACAAACAAGCAGGUGGGUGGACAGCGGGGAAUUGGUUCUGUGUCAACAGCUGUUCCAGCAGCUCCUGCAUAUAAUGCCACUUCCUUGCACCCUACAGCUUCUCUUGGUGUUGGCGCAUCUCUACCGAUAGGAGCUGCACCAGGACAAAAUGCUCCCGCACCUAGUGCAUCUGUACCUGGAGCUGCACCAACUCCAUCGGGACCAGUAAAAACUCCAUCCAAGAAAGCGAACGUCGGUCAGAAGAAGCCAGCUGAAAAUUCACCUGCACAACAGCCGUCCAGCAAGAAGCAAAAGGUGUCUACAGCAGGAGAGCCCGAUCAGAGCAUAGAUCAGCUAAAUGAUGUAACCGCUGUUAGUGGUGUUAAUCUGAAGGAGGAAGAGGAGCAGCUUCUGGUUGGACCCAAAGAGGAGAGCCGAACCACGGAGGCAAUGCGGAAGAUUGUUCAGGAAGAGGAAGAGAGACUUUUUCUUGAUAGAAGUGCAUUGCGCUUGAAACUUGGUGCAAUUGCUGGAAAAUGUAAUAUCAAGAGUGUGAGCGAAGAUGUGGAGCGUUGUAUAUCUAUGGCUGUUGAAGAGAGACUACGGAGCAUGUUGUACAAACUGAGCAAAUUGUCCAAACAGCGCUGUGAUGUAGAAAAGGACAGGCAUAAGAUUUGUAUCACCUCUGAUGUACGAAGACAACUGCUUCUGAUGAAGAGACGAGCCAAAGAAUUACAAGAUAAAAAAUUAGCGGAAGAAAGUGAGAGACUGCGCCGACUGAAUGAGAAAAAAGAUAAAGGAUCUCUUCCUGAUACAGAGAGAGAGGAGCUUAGAGCUAAAGCACAAAAGGCACAACAAGAGGAGGAAGAUAGACUGAAAGCCAAUGCGGCCAAUGUAGCUGCUCGCGUAGCUGUGGGUGCAGAUGAUAUGCUUCUGAAGUGGCAGAUGAUGGCUGAGCAAGGACGUCAGAAGCGGCAAGGGGGAGAUAUUGGGUCUGCCGAAGAAAAUGCGGCCAGUAGAGCCGGAAACUCAGAUGGAACUGCUGGAAGGUCGUCUGAGAAGAAGGCAGAAAACGGUGAUGCUGGGACAGGUGCUUCUGGCACUAAUGAGACAGAUUCGCAAGGAGCAACUUCCCUAACUGCCACAGGAAGGCCACCUGGACCUGGACCUGGAGCAACACGGAUGAUGAGUGCCAAUGGACGCCGGGGGAUGAAUCCGUCUGGGAGGGGUCAACGUACAAUCUCGCUGAAAGAUGUGAUUGCAUACCUUGAAACAGAACCCCAAAUGUCCAAGUCUGACAUCUUGUAUCGACUGUAUGAGAGAGAAAGGAAGCCUUCUGAUGGAGAUAGAACAACCGUGGGGAAUCGGAAGUAGAUUAUCACGAAAUGAUGAUCCUGUAAUGUGGUCGAGGUGUCAUUUGUGCAGAAAUUCAACUUCCAACAUAGUUUGAUCAUGUAAUUUAAUCGCGGUUGUGUUUUGUUCCUUAUAUGACCGGGUUCAAUUCUAACCGCCAAACAGGAGUAGGUGGUACCUUCUCUACCAUUCUUACAGCAUUCGCUGCGUUAACACAUACCAUUCUUUGCACCAGACAGAGGGCAAGUAGUAGUAAUAAGCGCCCAGUGAUGUCCUUAUGCAAAGGUUACCGUCCUUGCUAAGUAUGCCCUUAUCCCCUAGAGGACAGUGGAGAUGAACGAGAUCCCCAAGUCAUCUUCUCCAGUCUUCGGAGGUGUUGUCAUUGAUGUUUGUGUAUGUUGGCACGGUAAGGCAGUAAAUUCCGGUGACCAAUAUUUUUUCAGUCACCUUUUAGUAACAAACUUGAGCACGAAUUUCGCGCAAGUCAACCAAGGACGAGAGUCCUUCCUUAUGAUCAUUCAGUCGUGGAUUGUCCGCAGUCAAUUGCAAGAAAUUGUUUUCUUAUUCUAUUUUUAGAUAUUUACCGAACAGAU
Messenger RNA from Marchantia polymorpha subsp. ruderalis, 5060 nucleotides. Lineage: Eukaryota; Viridiplantae; Streptophyta; Marchantiopsida; Marchantiales; Marchantiaceae. The record is from the annotation of a GenBank genome assembly.